Messenger RNA from Guyanagaster necrorhizus, 680 nucleotides. RefSeq names its product ubiquitin. NCBI's taxonomy places the organism in Eukaryota, Fungi, Basidiomycota, Agaricomycetes, Agaricales, Physalacriaceae. Bases 46 to 279 code for a protein of 77 amino acids. The transcript is spliced from 6 exons. Gene Ontology annotation, molecular function: protein binding. The record is from RefSeq and is a predicted model, not a curated record.
CAUCUACCUAGACACGACCAUACCUUUCCAGCUCGAUUCCUCACGAUGUUAAUCAAAGUCAAGACCUUGACGGGAAAGGAGAUCGAGCUAGAUAUUGACCUGGAUGACAAGAUCACACGAAUCAAGGAGAAAGUUGAGGAGCAAUCUGGUGUCCCUCCGCCACAGCAGCGAUUGAUUUUUAGUGGCCGUCAAAUGGCCGAUGACAAGACCGCGAGGGAGUUUAACAUUGCACCGGGAUCAGUGCUGCAUCUGGUCCUUGCCCUUCGCGGUGGGCGGUAAUUCGGGAUUCAAAACACAGUUUCACAGUUAUUUGCAGUGAUUUAUAGAAUGCAAGCCUUGUAAUCGAUUCCUUUUUGAUCGUUAUGCGCUCUACAGGCCCUCUCUAUUUCCUGAAUAUUGGCCGACUCCACUCUUCCCUCCGAGGUACUCACGUUGAGGGUCCGUCGAGGAGCUUUCGAAGCAUCCCCAUGUCUACCUUUUUAACUGUUGUCAAGCUACUCAUCACCUCAGGGAGGAUUACUAGAGUGUAGGCGAUAUGAAACUUAGCGAAAACCGGAUCGUGAUGCAGGGGAACAUUGAUGAAAAGAACAGUGUUGGUGUGAUCAGAUACAUCGCAUUCGGAAUACAUAAAUAAUCAUUUCAAUUUUGCUUGGGUUCAAAAAAUUCCAUAUUUUUCAAAG